AUGGCAGGUGGAGGCGAAGGAAGAAACCUAGAGGAAACACCUACUUGGGCCGUGGCCGUUGUUUGCUUUGUUUUGCUCUUGAUAUCUAUCAUCAUCGAGCACAUCUUCCAUCUCAUAGGAAAGUGGUUGAAGAAGAAGCACAAAAAAGCUCUAUACGAGUCACUUGAAAAAAUCAAAUCAGAGCUUAUGUUAUUGGGGUUCAUAUCUUUGCUCCUAACGGUAGGACAAGGUCCAAUAUCAAGGAUAUGUAUAUCAGAAAAGGUUGCAGGGACAUGGCAUCCCUGCAGAAUCAAAAAAGAGCAUGAAGACCAUACGCCAGAGCAUAGAACCAUUGGCCGGAGAUUACUAUCGUCGUUCAUUGGUUCCGACAGCGAAAAUUCCCGGCGUAUUUUGGUGGCGGGAGGAAGUGACAUGUGUGCAGCCCAGGGUAAAGUCCCGUUUGUGUCAUCAGAGGCUAUUCAUCAAAUCCAUAUAUUUAUCUUCGUUCUGGCUGUUUUUCAUGUACUAUACUGCGUACUCACUCUGGCUCUGGGUACAGCUAAGAUGAGAAGGUGGAAACGAUGGGAAGAGGAAACCAAGACAUCUCAUUACCAAUUUUCACAGGAUCCUGAACGGUUCAGAUUUGCUAGGGAGACGUCGUUUGGGAGAAGACACUUGAGUUUCUGGACCCAAAAUCCUGUCCUCAUUUGGAUUGUUUGUUUCUUCAGGCAAUUUGUACGGUCAGUUCCCAAAGUGGAUUACUUGACCUUGAGGCAUGGAUUUAUUACGGCACAUUUGGCGCCUCAAGGUCACCAGAAAUUCGACUUUAGGAAAUAUAUCAAGAGGUCUUUGGAAGAGGACUUCAAAGUCGUUGUAGAAAUCAGUCCUCCAAUCUGGUUCAUCACAGUUUUGUUUCUCCUGUUUAAAACUAAUGGCUGGUACUCUUAUCUGUGGCUGCCAUUUGUUCCUUUGAUUAUCGUCUUACUAAUUGGAACCAAGUUGCAAGUGAUCAUAACCAAGAUGGGUCUUAGAAUUCAACAAGAAGGAGAGGUCGUAAAGGGCGUGCCAGUGGUGCAGCCCGGGGAUGACCUCUUCUGGUUUAACAAUCCUAGACUUAUUCUCUACCUCAUUAAUUUUGUGCUGUUUCAGAAUGCUUUCCAGCUUGCUUUCUUUUCAUGGACUGCGCUUCAAUUUGGGAUGAAAUCCUGUUUCCUUUCGCGUACGGAGGAUGUGGUGAUCAGAGUCUUCAUGGGGGUCUUCGUUCAAAUCCUUUGCAGCUACGUAACUCUUCCUCUUUAUGCUCUCGUUACACAGAUGGGUUCAACGAUGAAGCCAACAAUAUUCGACGAGAGAGUAGCCUUGGCUAUAAGGAAUUGGCAUUGCACCGCAAAGAAGCACGUAAAACGGAGCCGUGGAUCGGGAUCUGGAACUCCGAUGUCAAGUAGGCCUACAACUCCGGCCCAAUCCAUAUCCCCGGCUCACUUACUCCACUAUGGCCCAAUGGACAUCAACCCCACAUCUCCUAUAAGAUCCAACUCCUACGAGACCGAUUCCCCUUCACCCUCCAACUCGCUCCACCACAAAGCCGAAGUCAAUGCUGCUUGUUCUAGUUCAAUUCAUCAGCAUGAAAUGGAAAUGGGCCAGGUUGCCCAUGAUCAAAUACAAGAGGUCAGUGAGCCCAGCUCUAUUCUUGUCCGUUCAGAUCUGACCCAACAUGAGAUUGAUAUUGAGCACAGCAAGGAAUUUUCAUUUGAUGGAAUGGCUACAAAUAAUAUAAAAUGA
This is a messenger RNA of Gastrolobium bilobum, 1761 nucleotides long. RefSeq names its product MLO-like protein 6. The coding region runs from base 1 to 1761 and encodes 586 amino acids. The transcript has 15 exons. Gene Ontology annotation, cellular component: membrane. Lineage: Eukaryota; Viridiplantae; Streptophyta; Magnoliopsida; Fabales; Fabaceae. Gene Ontology annotation, biological process: defense response. The record is from RefSeq and is a predicted model, not a curated record.